This is a messenger RNA of Mizuhopecten yessoensis (Yesso scallop), 4650 nucleotides long. RefSeq lists its product as uncharacterized. Gene Ontology annotation, molecular function: protein binding. Lineage: Eukaryota; Metazoa; Mollusca; Bivalvia; Pectinida; Pectinidae. The record is from RefSeq and is a predicted model, not a curated record. Bases 167 to 3922 code for a protein of 1251 amino acids. The transcript has 8 exons.
AAUGACACGGAUGGCCCAUAUGUCCCUGUAACGAUAACAGGAUGGCUGUGUGUAUAGGUCUAGAUACGUUGACGACCAGGAAGAAAGACGAAAAUUUUAUGAACGUUGGCGCAUUCGACAAUGUGUAUAAUAUUAUUUAAAACGUGAUUACUCUUUAAAUGAAACCAUGGAAAAGAAGCAAAGGCAGAAAGCGUAUAAAAAGCCCUGCCAUAAUCCCACAUGCAAUGUUUCAAAACGGAAAGAAAAAAUGAAGAAUAAAAACACUACCAAAGCGAAAUCACACGAAAUGAGCGAUGAACUAUACAAGAUGGAAAUGCGAGAUUAUAUCGAAAUGUUGAACAGCUGUCCAAAAGAAAAGAAAUAUACAGACCGUCCAAAAAUUAAAAUGCUUAUUUAUGCCAGUCAACACAAUAAACGUAAGGAUCUCGAGUAUUUAUAUUCGCGAAAAAAACUGAAUGUGAAUUUAAAAAUCCUUUUAAAGCAUGCAAUAUUCCGUGAUCAUGAAGAUCUUGGAGUGUGGUUUCUUCAAAAAAUUAAAUAUGGUGCAAAAUUUGAAAAUUUCAGAAACUCUCCUUUACUGCAUGUUGCAGUUAACAAAGGAUUUGCUAACGUUGUCACCGUACUUUUGGAACAGCACUCUGUAGAUGUCAAUGCUAGAGAUGGCAAUGGUGAAACAGCCUUGCACCUGGCCUCGAGGAAGGACAAUGAACACCCCACAAUUUGUAGAAUACUCCUAGAACACGGCGCCAGAACCGAUAUCUCUGAUAGGAACGGCAUUUUACCAUUACAUCGAUUGUCUCGUGACAGUUACAGUACUAAAAUGAUUGACCUUUUACUGGAAUUCAAGGCAGAUAUAGAAGCUUUAGAUAGAUAUGGAAAACGACCACUGGAAUAUGCGUUUGAUAGAAAGUUCAACAAGCAGACAGUUGUGUGCCACCUGAUCAGACAGGGAGCAAAGAUAAAACCAAUUCUUCGUGAAAUACGCAACAGGAGCCCUAAAGCCAAUGUAAAUGAUAUGUCUGUGCUUGACUGUGUAGAUCUGACAGGGGAUGUUGGAGCACUCGUCGAUCUUCUGAAAGAGGACGGGGAUACAUCUACGCUGUGUAAAUCCAACAAAGACGCUACAGUAAAACGUUUGCUCAGAUAUGUUAAACUGACAGGAAGUCAUCGUCUCCGUCGAUGUUUGCAGGAAAGAAGUCUAUCAAUCGAAGACAAAAGUCCGUCUGAUGUACAAAGGCAAUGCAAUUUUGAAAGUGAAGAUAAACCAGCCGUAUAUAAACAAGGGCAAUCCGAGCAACGUGUGGUGAUUCUUCAUUUUGAAGCAGUGGAUAGACGUGAAUUUCUUUUGGCAAUAGGAGGCGAUGAAUUGACAAACAAAUUACACGUGAAUCCCGAUGCCAUAGACGUGGUAGUGGUUGUAUCGCCCUCCAAUGACGAGGAGUCUAUUCAGAAAGUAUUCACACUAGCUGCACAGCACCUUAUAAACGCAGCCCAUGGAAUUCCAGGGGAAGACCCACUUAAAUUCAUUCACAUUCACACAAGCAAGUUUCUUGCAGAUACAUCGUUACCGUACAUAAUUCGUUCCGAUCUGCAGUGUUCAAAACUUAGCGGGAAGAGGUUGCCUUACGAUUGCCUUCCAAUGCAUCAUGAAAUCCUUCACAAACGUAGUGAUGCACUUCAAAACAUGCUGAACCGUGGAAUAGAAGAUGUGAACGCUGAGGAUGAAGCUGGAUGGACAGCAUUGCAUCUUGCAAUUCUCUUAGGAGAAACCAAAAUAGUAAAAAUGCUGCUGGACCACGGAGCCAAUGCUGCAUCCCGUCCGACACAUUAUCUUCCUGCCUUUGUCUAUACAGAGUGGAAGGGAAAAUCGCGCAUGACAUUGUCACCACUCACUCUUUCUGUGCGCCUCAACUUGAAGGAAAUAGUGCAGGUACUUACUGAAAGAAAUCCAGGAUAUCCUUCAAUGGACACCUGCAUCAAAUUGUCUUAUGGAAUGAAAACCGAGUCAGCGUUGCUUGAAUCAGUCUGUAGGGAAGCAGAAAGAAGACAUAAAGAUGUUGGUGCUCGCUUUGAACCGACAUACACAGUUCACAAGAAUCUACCGAUUGAACGAGUUUGCCUUGGAUGUUCGGAAGAUGUUGAUGAAAUUGAGAAGAAAGAAGACAUACAUGGCGUAAGCGUUGUCAUCAUAAACACGGAUAUAUCCCCGGAGAGCAACUGGAUAGAGACAACUGAAAUGACAAAAGAUGAGGAAGACAAAUGUAAGUCAGUAAUUGACUUAUGGGCUGACUACCUUUGGGAUCAGCAUCCGAAUUUAAAUGCAAUCACUGCUGGAAGCCUAACAAGUGUGAAAUGUCCAGAAGCCAAACCUACAGGACACAUCAUUCUACACUGUUCACACAAGGGAUACGUUCCCCAUGAGAGCAACUGCUUUCCAACUGAAUUAAAAUGUGAGAAAGGAACAAUGCCUGUUGCAGUACUUGAGGGGGAAUUCAGUUUAAGCCCUUUGCCCUUGGUCACUGACCAUGGAAACUCAAAAUCCUUACCAGGUGUCUCUGGAUUAACACCAUCCGAUAACGAUGGACACUCAAAUUCGUCACAAGUUGUCUCCGGAUUAACACCAUCCGAAUACGAUGGACACUCAAAUUCAUCACAAGUUGUCUCUGGAGUGAUUCCAUCCGAAAACGAUGGACACUCAAAUUCGUCACAAGUUGUCUCUGGAUUAACACCAUCCGAUAACGAUGGACACUUAAAUUCGUCACAAGUUGUCUCUGGAGUGAUUCCAUCUGAACACGAUGGACACUCAAAUUCCUCACCAGGUGUCUCUGGAGUGAUUCCAUCCGAAAACGAUGGACACACAAAAUCCUCACCAGGUGUCUCUGGAGUGAUUCCAUCCAAGGCUUACCAAGGAGAGCAAGAUGCCACCACGUGUGUCUGUGCUGCAUCUGCUUCGUCCAAAAAAGCGACAAAGAGAAAUCCAAUGAAAACUGAUGAACAUCUUUCGUUGAAAUUAGGAAUGCACUUAUGCAAAUCACAAUCCAUUGCCAUCACAGCGUAUGUAGGAACAGUUGGAUCCUUCGUUGAAAUGGGCAACGGUAAAACUGGGUUCAUAACAUGUGCUCAUCUGUUUUAUAACCAGGCUAUAUCCGAGGGGAAACAGCCCAUACACUUCAGUUGUUCACAAGAAAGAUGUGGUGCUGACGUCAUCGCUCCUUUUGACCACUUUAGUGAAAAAGUCUUAAGGGGAGUUACAUAUAUGGAAAUCGAUGAUGACCCCGUUUGUAAAGAUGAUGACGAUGACGAAAAUGGAAGGAAUGUGUACUGGGAGUGUGGAAAAGUAGUCCGAGCUAGAUUUGACUCCACGUUAGAAACCGGCAUAGAUGCAGCAAUCGUGGAAAUUGACAAAGACAGAGCGCCAUGUGAUGGGUCCUUUGAUGACAUAAAGCAUAUUCAUCUCCGAAACGCAAAAAUGGACUGGAAACACCCACCCACAUUUACCUCUGGAAAACAAGCAGAUGCAUCAUAUCUGGAUGCAAUGUCCUCGAGUGAACGCCCAAUCAGAUGCAUGAAGCUGGGAGCAAGUUCUGGGCUGUCUGUAGGUAUUCUGACAUGGAAGCAUGGUCAGAUAAGACUACCGGACUCUCCACGUCUUGGGAUUGAAAGAGAUUCUCUUAACAAAUAUGUCAUGAAGGGACAAUUCGUCAUAAGUGAAUAUAACAGAAAACAAUUUUUUGAAUGUGGUGAUUCUGGUUCGGCAGUUUUUGUCAUGAAGAGAGACGCCCAGCAUUAUUAUCCAGACGCUUGUUUAGGUAUCGCCAUUGGGUUUCUUGACAAGAAAACUUUUGUCACUCCAAUAGGCAGCAUUCUCGAUAUAUUGAAAGCAGAUAAUUUGCCAGAACUCGCCCUCAAGAAGUUUAAGUAAGAAUAUCAAUUCCUCGUACGUCAUAUUGAAGUAUACGGACGCCUACGGUCGUGACACAAUUUAUAUCAAUCAAUUUCUGUUACAUUCCAUUUAAUCGAUUCAGGACGGUCACUAACGGCCGCAUUGCAAAUCUGUGUUGUAUGUUUGUAUAUCGCCCAUUCAUGUUUCAGUGCUCUUGGAAACAUAAUAUUUCAAAAACGACAGCUGGAGUGAACGUCAGAGGUUAUCAUUCAGUGUGCUUACUAGAAAUAACUCGUUCAUAACUUCUGAGAUAUAAUCUAACUAAAUGAUAAAGUUACAUAUUUACGUUUGCUAUUUUUUUUACCAUGAACAUUUAAACUUGUUUACUCUUAGGCAGACAACUGCUUAGGGGAAGUGUCGUCUUCAAUAUCGACGUCGACAAAACUCCAAUGGAAUAUCUUCUUUGUUAUAAUAAAUGAUGCAGUGGUACCCUUUAUCUUAAGGGAUGAAAAGAAGAUCACCAUAUUACACACCAGCACAAAAUAAAUCAAGGACAGAUGUGUUAUGGCAUUGUGCAGUUUGUCUCCCCUUUCACAUACAUGCAGGAAUACGUUUUUAUUUACUUGUACAUGUAUCUGUAUUUAAUACGGAAAUACAACCUGUUAAUCAAAUAAUGUUUUUGAUGGUUGAUUAGGAAGAUAUGUAAAUGUAUGUAUUUGAAUUAAAUAAGAUGAUAGGAUAGCGCUAUCAUUACUUGUUUGAGAAUA